Molecule: messenger RNA, 8000 nt
Organism: Coregonus sp. 'balchen'
Lineage: Eukaryota; Metazoa; Chordata; Actinopteri; Salmoniformes; Salmonidae
Source: the annotation of a GenBank genome assembly
AUGGCUGGCCGCCGCAGUUGUGUGAAUUCGCUCUGGUCUGGCACCGAGCGGGUUCGGAUUGGCGAGCGGCUGAAAGCGACCCUGGCCGGGAUCCUUGAGCUGGACCUGCUCCGGGGCCAACAUCUGGACAUGAUCGAUGCGGCGCUGGACCUCAAAGACACCAGCAGCACCGGUACCACGGUGACUGUCAUCACCGAUCAACAGGAGGAAAACCUCGAGAGCGCAGCCUCCGAUGGCUCUGCGACAUCCCGCAGGCAACAGGUCAGUGCGUUGUCCCAGAUCGCUUGACAAGAUUGGUUGUUAUUAAAUAUGAAUGCAUUGUGAUCUGCCAGUAGGGCAUUUUCAUCCCGUUGCAUCAAACAGACUGCUGCGCUUCAAUAGCCUUUUCCGUUGAUUGAGCGAUGGAGUCAUAAGCACGGAGCUAUAGCCUACUGAUUACACAAUUGUGUUUGACCUGUCUAAUAGAAUUGACAGUCAUCCAUCCGCCUCCACAGCUUCUAAUUCCGUCUUGUAUCAGUCAAGGUUAUGUAGAAUACAAAGGGUGUUAUGGUUCUGUCCCCUUUAUGGAUCUCAUAUGAUGAGAUUGUCAAUGUCCACAUCUUUUCACAUUCCAGUUUUCCCAAGGACAUGACAUAGAAUGUAUCUGUGUAAAUAAUGUACACUUGGUACACACCCUAUAGAUAAAAUCAUACACCUAGGUCAGGUCAUACUGUAGAUGGCAGAUGCCUACAGAGUUCUAUAUUCUGUAUAGGCCAAAAGUCUUCUUUGUAAAUAGGCUACUGUAGUAUGGGAAUACGUAGAUAUUUUUGUGUGAGAUAACAUUAUUUGAUUGGGAAAGCCCCAUAGUAAGACAACUUGGCACACAUGAUGAAGUAGACCUAUUGAAUAAAGAUCUUAUUCAUUUGAACUCUUUCACCAUGGAUGCGGCCUUCAGCUUUCAUUGUACCAUUUGGACAUCUGUUAGGCCUAGUUGGUACACUACUAAGAAUAGAAUGCAGAAGGCCACAGAGCCCUACACUGCCUCAUAACUGAGUUUGAAGUCUGUGAACCUCCUGUCCUCAUAUAGGGUAGGCUACCAUACUGCUUUGUUGUAACAGUGUUUGGUAAACAGUCACUUAACUCCAGUAAUAGGGACAAGUCAAGUCUUUCCCUUUUAUAAAUCAAAUAGAGCAUGGUCAACUGAUCCGAGGGAAGGAAUCAGCACAGCAUUCUACUUAAUGAUUUUUCCUUCUCAAAAACACUGCACAAAUGUAUUCUCUAUAGAUUCCCUGUGACUUUCAGCAGCUAUGCUAUGUUAAAUGGUAUUAGUCAUCACCAACACCAUAGAGAGUAGCUCUGUAGCUGCCCUUCCAUCCGCCAACGCAGACCCUAUUAGCAUAUUAAACAACAAAUCGAGAGACAAGUUGCUUCUGCUGUUGUUUCCAACGUGACCAAUGUUAUCACCUCUCCAAUUCUGCCCACUGGGGAGAGAAGAGAGGAAAGAGGAGAGAGGGACGAGGAAAGAGGAGAGAGGGAAGAGGAAAGAGGAGAGAGGGAAGAGGAGAGAGGGAAGAGGAGAGAGGGAAGAGGAGAGCGGGAAGAGGAGAGAGGGAAGAGGAAAGAGAAGAGAGGGAAGAGGAGAGAGGGACGAGGAGAGCGGGAAGAGGAGAGCGGGAAGAGGAGAGAGGAGAGAGGGAAGAGGAGAGAGGGAAGAGGGAAGAGGGGAAAGAUGACUGGGGAUACAGACUGCAUUAGUUAGUCACUCUCUCUCUCUCUGGCUAGUUUAACUAUCACAGUGGGGUAACAGUAGUACAGUACUGUUGCACCUCAUCAACACUUGAUUUGCUGCCAAAGCCCACACUGUGAUCACUCUCACCAGCAAUCUUCUAUGUACAUUUGGACCAUUACAUGUAUUGCUGGCCCUAUAUCAACCUCCAGCCCACACAGAUAAACAUGACAUUAUCUUGGACUGAAACGUCAGGCUCCUCUGGCUCCACUACUUCUUCAGUUACGGUAAACACAAUUCAUCAAUAAUGCAUAGUGCGCAAUGCAUAAGCAUAUGUUUAUCAGUAACCAAUGUCUGCCUGCUAGUGCUGUUAAUAAUGUAGCCUACCUUUCCCAACAUGACAUCUCAAAAAAGUAUUUAGCGUUAUCACAAUGAUGCGUCCCAUUUUGAAAAGAACAACUUAUAAAGUAUUUAUAGAGCAUUCAUAAAGUGUUUGUAAUCCCUACAUACUGUAGAUGCUUCAUGAAAGUACGUCACAAAAGUAUGUUAUGUACAUUCAUAUUAUGUAGUCCUUCAUUCUUAUUGGAGUAUUUGCUGUCAUUUGUCUGUGCAUUGUGUGGACAUAUUGUUCCUUUAGGGAAAAUGGCUGCUUCUCUCUGUCUCACAUAGAGGGAUAUCAUAUUACAGAGCUCUUAGCACUGAGGGGCCCCCACCUGCCUCUCUCUCUCUCCUCCUGAUUUGAUCAUAACCACCUCACUGUAACGUUACACUGUGGUAACAUGGUUCACAUUAUGUCCAUGGAAGAGUGUGGGGGUGUACAUGGCCCUGACGGUUAUCAGUGUGUGUGUGUGUGUGUGUGUGUGUGUGCGCUUGCACAACUGUGUGUGUGUUUGCCCGCAACGGUGUGUAUGUGCUCGCUUUCUGUGUGUCUGUUUGUGUGUUUGCACAAGCUAGUGUUAGUGUGAGUCUUAGUGCAUUUGCUAUUUGUGUUUUAGUGUGAGGCAGGCAGGCAGGCAGGCAGGCUCUGGAUGAGUUAGAUAUACUUCUGCUAGGUCUGUUGUGUGGGUGGAGUGAGCAGGAACCGGAGCAGGAGAGAGCAGCUGUAGCUAUGGUGAGGAGGGGGAGGCUUUAAGUUAUUAUGGAGUGGGGGUGGGGGUAUCCAUCAAGGGGGUGAGGGUGGGGGGUUAAGAUGCCACUCUCAGCCUCUCACAGGCAACCCCCUCCCCCACUACCUCUUUCAUAUACUUGUUCUCUCCCUGACUCACUUGCUCUUUCAAUCCCCUCUUUUCACUCACCAGUAGCUCCCCCACGCUCAAGCACCCACUCACUUCCCCUUAUAAAAUGACGUUUCUAACUUCCUAAAAUGUGGAAAAUGUAGAGAGAAAGAAAACGAAACAUGGCUUGUAAAGCUGAAGGAGAAGAGAUAAGCAGGAUCAAAGUCUAACUUUUUUCCCUCCACCCCCUGUCAUCCCCCCUGCCCCCACCCUCCGUCAUCCCCCCUGCCCCCACUACCGUCAUCCCCCCUGCCCACACUACCGUCAUCCCCCCGCCCCACCCCCGUCAUCCCCCCUGCCCCCACCCCCCGUCAUCCCCCCUGCCCCCGUCAUCCCCCCUGCCCCCACCAUCCGUCAUCCCCCCCUGCCCCCACCCCUCCGUCAUCCCCCCUGCCCCCACCCCCCCGUCAUCCCCCCGCCCCCACCCCCGUCAGCCCCCCUGCCCCACACCCCCCGUCAGCCCCCCUGCCCCACACCCCCCGUCAGCCCCCCUGCCCCCUCCCCUCUCUCCUGCUCCUUGUUAUGUCAUCUGUCUUCCCCUAUUCUUCCUUUAAGUCCCCCUCUCUCCCCCUCUGAGUGAGGUUGCAUCCUAAAUGGCAUCCUAUUCCCUAUGUAGUGCACUACCUUUGAGCACUACUUCUGACUAUCACCCUAUGGGCCCUAAUCAAAAGUAGUGCACUACAUAGGGAAUAGGGUGCCAUUUGGGACUCAACUCGUCUUCCCUUCUCAGUUAGGCAGUAUGAGUCACCUGUAUUGUCUCCUGUUUAUCUCCGUAGUAACAGAGGAUUGAUCAGGCCUGACUGUGAACAAAGCCCCGUUGUCCCCCCCCACCCCUAUCAGGCUAAUAUAGGGCAUCACUUCAGAGGUCAUGAGUCAUCACGUUCAUCUAAGUAAGAAGAAAGUCAUGAAUUGGCUAUUGAGGAGAAAGAAUACGUCAUGUUGUUUUUGUGUCUGAGUCUUGAAACACGAGUGUUCUAGAACUUCCAGUAAGGCUGAUGACAUCAGUGUUUGGUAAAUAAGAACAUUAGAGAUCCAAUCUCUAAUUAUCAUCUCUUUAAAGACAUGUUGUGACUUGAACACCCGUUUUCUGUUUUUCAGGUUCCUUCUCCCCCUUCAGAAACAGUGUUACCAUGCCACACCAGCAUGUUGGACAAGGACAGUGGGGGGAACUCUGGUGGAGAAGGGCCGGUUCAUUCCAGAGGUGAUGAGGGUGGUGGGGAUGACUCACGCUGGUCCACCCUCUCUUGGGAUGCCCCGUCUGACCUGCUCUCCCCCCCGGACCUUGAUGGUGCAGUCCAGGUGGACUAUGACUCCAGGCCCAGCUCAGGUACUGGACUGUGUGGUUGUGUGGUCCUACCAUGGGGGGUCUUUUGGGGGUGGUCUGUGACACCCAUAGGGCUUUGGCCAGGGCUGGAUUAUCACAUCUGGGGCCCUGAGAUACCUACCUCCAGGGGGCCCCCCCAACCGAAAAAUAAAUGGCUUAUGACGUGUUCAUAUUCUAUCUGGGGGGGCCCUGAACUCCAGGGGGCCCCCAACCGACAUGUUCAUAAUACGCUAUCGGAGGGGGGGGGGGGGGGCACAACUGACGUGCUCAUAUGCUAUCUGGGGGGGCCCUGCGUGCCCGUUUGGGAAUCUGGCCCUGGCUUUGGCCAACAACACUUCUCACCUUCUGAGCCAGUUUCGUUGACUUUGUGAUACACCGUGUUGCAAAGCCGUAUUAAAUAUUAACCCUCUCCUUUUCUUUCCCUGUUCCUUUACUUACACUCAUGUUAUCUUCUCAACACCACUUACUCACUCUUUUCUCGCAAUCACUCUUUCUCUGGACCUACACUCCCUCUUUCUUUCUCGUUCUAUAUUUAUCUUUCUCUCUCCAUCUCUCUUCCCCUCGCUUUAUUUCUCCCACCCUCUCCACCUCCCUCCCUCCCUCGGUAGGCUUUUAUUCGGUCAGUGGCAGCUCCCUGUCAGACUCCUGCUACUCUGUGUCCAGUGAGGCAGUCCUGGCCCAGGGGGGUCCAGUACCAUGUGGGCUAGUCCGGGCUGGACCAGGACCACCCUCAGGGGGAGCCUUCAGGCUGUGGGAGCAGCGGCCCCUCUCUGCAGACCCCAGUGACACCCAGUGGCCGGAGGCCGCGCAGCAGCCAAGAACUCAGCGCAUUGAGGAGACCACAAAGAUCGCUGAUAGGAGACCAGUAUCUACGGGUCAGAUAUAACACAUAUAUGGACACAUUCAAAUGCACUCACAUAAACGCACUUACUCUUUAGUACAGUUCAUCUGUAUUUAACCAGUAGAGCCAUUCAGCCAUAAUUGUCACUGUUCUCCAGAGUCCUGGGACCAUAGUCCUAGAUAAUUGUCACUGUUUUCCAGAGAGUCCUGGGACCAUAGUCCUAGAUAAAUGUUUUUGAUUCUUUAUAAGUUGACUGACAUUCAUCAACUUUCUGUCUCUCGUCCUUUGAACCCAGGUGACCUGGAAAUGAACAGCCUCUUCUUCCUGUCUGACCUGUGCUCUAGCCUUGGUGACCCCCAUCCCGGCUCCCUCCUCCCACUCGCUGACCCCCGACCCCAACUCGACCCCAGGUUCUGUUCUGACCUGGUGUCCCGGAGGACCAAGGAGGUGUACCCGUACCCCAGCCCCCUCCAUGCCGUGGCCCUCCAGAGCCCCCUCUUCACCUCCAGCCAGGAUCCCUCACCCUCCUCUCGUCUCUCCCCGAGUCCGGACUCCUCUGCCCAGGCUGAGGAAUCUCAGUCCACGCCCCUCUUCGGGACCCCCCAGCCUCCUCACCCCUCCACCUUCACCCAGCUGGAGCAGUACAUCACAAGGCUGGCUCGCCAGUACCGUAGCCGGGUUGCCCCCUCUGACAUCACCCCUACCGCCACCCCAGGGCCAGGCUGCCACAGGGUCCCCAGAACCCCUGGCCACGGCUCCACUCAGUCGCUGUUGGCCUUCGAGAGCCGCAGUACCCCCUCCAACCUGACAGGGGGCAGUGUGACACCCUGCAAGUCUUUUCUGGGUAACUCUGCGCGGGUCAGCCUCAGCAAUAUCGGUAAGAAGGCCAGUAGGAACUCCAUCAACCUGGGCCACCUGCCCUCUGUGACGGGAGAGGACCUCAAAAUCAACCUCCACCUCAACCUCAGUCUCAACCUCAGCCCCAAUCUGAACAAAAACCUGGGUUUAGACUCAAACUCCAAGGAAGGUAUUAGCACUAGCACUAGUGGUGGAUUACGGAGUGACCAUGCUAUCACCACUGCCUCCCCCUCUCCUUCCACCUCCUCCCUCUCCACCGCUGCCACUCCCACUCCUGCCCUGAGGUCGCGGCCACGCAUCUCAACCUGUCCCUCCAACCUCAAUCACCGGAGCUCUCUGGAGGUCACCGGGUCAGGGGCUGGGUCAGGGCUAGGGUUCUCCCGCUCGCUGGACUGGAGUGGACUGGAUUCUUCCCCAGGGAAAGUGACAAGGAGUCAACCUAGCGUCAAUGCCCCGGACGCCAGCCCUAGUAAGCUCAGCGAGGACUCAGCGAUGGUUGGGGAGAUCUCCCGUCUCUCUGGCCUGCCCCGGGCUGUGGUGGUGGGCCUGAUGGAGCAGGGUGUGGAGCUGGAUGUCGACUGCUUCCAGAGUGACGCCGAGAGAAGAGGUCAGGGGUCAGAGUUUAAAGCCCAAAGCUCCUCCCCUUCCUCCCGCCAGACAGCUCAGAAUGACCACCAGUCUCAUCAUCAUGAUUAUUCCAGCGUCCGCCACCUCCACGCCAGUAAUGAGACUUACCUCGACCCCCAGAGGCCGAUCCAGCUGUCCCUCAGUGUCACCCACUCCCCACAGUCCCACUCCGGCCUCACUCCUCCCAACUCCUCCAGUCCCCAUUCCAGUAGCCCCAAUCACCCUUACCAGUCCACCUCAACCCACCCACCUACCCAUCAUCAUGUCACCCACCACCACACACACACCUUCCACUGCCAACAAACCCCUUCCCCAUCUGACCCCGCCUCCUCCCCCUCGUCCGGUGACCGCCCCAGGGUACGCUCCCCACCCCGCCCUCUCCAGCCCUCCCCCCUCGCCAAUACUCCAUUCUCUGUGUUCCGACGAGAUGACCCCUUCCAGUGCUCCCUGCCUCGAGUCAGUGACAGCAGCUCACCACAAGGGGGCGGCAUCCGGCCCAGAGGGGGGUCGCUACGGCAGGGUGCAGGGGCUGGAGGGGGUAGAUGGAGGGUAGAUGGGGAGGGAGAAGGAUGGAAGAGGGUGGAAGGGGAGGGGCUCUACCAGGGGAAGCAUGCGUCGAGGGAGUUGGUGAGGGCAUCGACGGUGAGCAGCUUCCACAGGAAAGAGAGGUGCUACAGCAGCAACUGGGGAGAGGAAGGCAGUCACGGUGCGGCCCAGACGCCAAAGAAGGGGGCGGCCAAACUCUGGAGGGGCUUCGAAGGGCGUUCAUGGGGGAAAGAGGCUGAGGAAGAGGAGAACAAGGAGAGGUGGAAGAGAGAGGGGAUCAGGAGAAAGGAGAAAGAUGACCAAAAGGAGAAGCAGCAGGCCAAGGCCGAGAGGAGAGAGAAAGAGAGCAGUGCCUCAAAACGCAAAGGGAAGGGUGGUGGUAGUGGUGGUGGCUGGGACAAGCGUAGCUCCAGCCUGAGGCUGUCCAGACGGGCUCUGUUCCGCAGUGAGUCCCAGGGGGACGUGCUGGAGCCUCGAGCCCAGAAAGAGGAGCGUCUGAGGGGGGCACAGUGGACGUCCUCCCUGGACAUCAGCAGGGGCAUGGAGCUCAGCAUGGAGCGGGUUGGUCCGUCGGCGUUGGGAGGAAGAGGGGAAGAAGACAAGCGCCUGUCCUCUACUGUCAGCCUCUUCCUCCUCUCUCGCUCUCAGAGUCUGGAGGGUAGCUGUCCCUCCCUCUCUCCUCCUCUCUCCUCCCCAUCGUUCUCUCCAUCACCUCCUCCUUCUCGGGCAACCCUCACACGCUCGCGCUCACUGAGGGACCUGAGUAGAAGGGUGUUUAGGUCAGUGAGGUCUCUGAGUUUGAAACACAAGACAUCAAGAAAGUGA